AUGUCAAAAAACGAACCAUUUUUAGGAGUUUUAAAAGUCAAUUCCCAUUUUGAUAGACCUGCGGGAGAUGUUGCAAGUUUAGAUAGUUGGAAUAUUCCUGUUAAGGUUUAUGUCAUGGAAAAGUCUUCCGUAUUUGAAGUUGUUAAUACUUCUAACAAUUAUAGUGAAGAGUUCAUUCAAGGAUGGGUUGAUGUUGCUGAAGAAGCUAUCAAUGAUGGAGCUGUUGCUAUUGUUACCUCAUGUGGAUUUUUAGCUACUCUUCAUCAUGUUUUACAAAAGAAAUUUCCAAAAACUCCAAUUGGGACUUCAUCCCUUUUACAAAUUCCAAUUGCUGAACGUUUAAUCGAACCAGGUAAAAGAAUUGGUGUUAUCACUUUUGAUUCUGAAUUCUUAAGUGUAAAACAUUUAAAUGCUGUUGGUGCUGAUCCAUCAACUCCAAUUAUUGGUGUACCUCAUGGUUCAUCUUUCAACAGAUUAAUUAGAGACUGUGAGCCUUAUGAUUAUGAAGAACAUUGUAAAGAUUUAAUCAAAUGUGCUGAAGAUUUAUUAGCUCAACAUAGUGAUAUUGGAGGUUUUGUUUUAGAAUGUGCUAAUAUGCCACCUUUCAGAAAUUGUAUCAGAAAAGCUACUGGUUUACCUGUCUGGGACAUUGUUACCUUAGGUAAUUACGUUUAUGAAGUUGGUUUAGCAAGAGCUUUCCAAUAG
Yamadazyma jaroonii is the source of this 705-nucleotide messenger RNA. NCBI's taxonomy places the organism in Eukaryota, Fungi, Ascomycota, Pichiomycetes, Serinales, Debaryomycetaceae. The record is from the annotation of a GenBank genome assembly.